GAACUUGAACAAAACCUCCGGACUUCCCCGGAUUCCUCCCUGCUCGUGGAUAUUCUGCACAAGACUGUUCUCCACCCGCUGUGUGUGAAAUAUCCCCCUUCCACCAAGUACAGAAGAUGCUUUCUAACCGAACUCAUCAAAAAGCAUGAAUCCACAGCAGCUGAACCCCUGGAUGAACUGUAUGAUACACUGGCAGAUAUUUUAAAGGAAGAAGAAUCUACUCACUGUUACAAAAACUACUUACUGCCCACGGGAGAAUCUGUUACCCUUUCUGAGAGCGUGGCGAUAAUCUCCGGAGGAACCACGGGGCUCGUCACAUGGGAUGCUGCUCUUCAUCUCGCUGAAUGGGCAAUAAAGAACUCCACAGUUUUCAGUAACAGGACAGUCUUGGAACUGGGAAGUGGGAUCGGCUUCACUGGAAUUGCAAUCUGUAAAACCUGCAAUCCCAAGGCAUAUAUAUUUAGUGACUGCCACCCCUGUGUUCUCAAACAGCUGACAGAAAACAUCCGUUUGAAUGGCUUUGUCCUGGAGUCUGAAACUGCUCAUCUGACAGAGUCCCAGGGCCAGCAGACAGAAGCAACGAAAUACCAAAACCCAAAACUAGUUGUUGCAGAACUUGACUGGGGCUCAGUGACAGAAAAGCAACUGUUGGAUCUUCAACCUGACGUCGUCAUUGCAGCAGAUGUGAUAUAUGACCCAGAGAUAAUUUUAGCCCUGACCGGCAUGCUACAAAAACUCUCCACUUGCAGAGCAGAUAGAAAACCUCCCGAGGUCUACAUUGCUUCCGCAAUUCGUAAUCCAGACACAUAUCACCUCUUCCAGGCUGAACUUGAUAAAGUUGGGAUCGGAUGGCAGAUCAUUCCAGCCCACAGCAACAGGACUUUUCUCCAUGACAUGCAGCCAAAUGCAACUAUUCUACAGCUAUUUAUAUAG
Messenger RNA from Phaethon lepturus (White-tailed tropicbird), 933 nucleotides. RefSeq names its product family with sequence similarity 86, member A (gene EEF2KMT). The transcript is spliced from 7 exons. The annotation marks the transcript as partial. The record is from RefSeq and is a predicted model, not a curated record. Lineage: Eukaryota; Metazoa; Chordata; Aves; Phaethontiformes; Phaethontidae.